Molecule: messenger RNA, 2823 nt
Organism: Nakaseomyces glabratus
Lineage: Eukaryota; Fungi; Ascomycota; Saccharomycetes; Saccharomycetales; Saccharomycetaceae
Gene: LEU3
Product: leucine-responsive transcriptional regulator LEU3
Biological process (GO): regulation of DNA-templated transcription
Cellular component (GO): nucleus
Molecular function (GO): transcription cis-regulatory region binding; DNA-binding transcription factor activity, RNA polymerase II-specific; zinc ion binding
Source: RefSeq, a predicted model, not a curated record
AUGGAUUCUGUAAGCCCUGGAUUUGGAACACCUUUUUCAGAUAUUCAAAGCGAUAUAAAUCUAACGAAUCGUGCUCCUAACUCCGAAGAGGCUAGUGUGACCCCAGAAUUACCUCCACAAUCUUCACCAACCAACGGUUCAAAGAAACCCAAGAAGAAAAAGAGAGUUGCAUGUGUAGAAUGCCGUCAACAGAAGUCUAAAUGUGACGCACAUGAUAAAGCGCCAGAACCAUGUACUAGAUGUCAAAAGAAAGGCGUUCCAUGUGUUUUGAAGAAAGAUUUCAGAAGAACAUAUAAGAGAGCUAGAAACGAGGCCAUUGAGAAACGAUUCAAGGAGCUAACUGCAACACUAAGUAAUCUUUCUUCGGAACAGAUUUUAAAAAGGAUUGAGGAAGAGCAGCAACAAUUACUAGAUAACAGUAAUUUUACCAAAGAUAAAAUAAAAAAAAUGAAAGAUGAGAACAUGAAGAAAUGGCAGCAAGAAAACCAAGAAACCUCGAUCAUAAAUUCAAUUAACUAUCAAGAAGAAAAUAGCCCAGUGGCAGCGCAUAUAGAUAGCAAUGGUAAUAAAACAAUAUCUGAAGAAAAUUACGAUAAAAGUGCAAAUGUUGUUUUUCACUUUUCAGAAAUGACAGAAGAACAACUUAAAUGCUCACCAAAAAAUUUAGGUGAUGUAUACGUUUCAAGCCAGCAGAUAGCUGAACUAUUUCAGGAGUUUGCAACAAAAUAUCACAUAUUCCUUCCUGUUGUAAAUCUAGAAUAUGGGGCGGAGAAAAUAUACAAUUUAUCACCUUGUCUUUUUUGGGUCAUAUUACUAAUUGGUCUCCGAAGGAAGCCUCAGUCUACCCACCUAAUGAAAAAAUUAUCUGGUUUGGUGAAGUCCGUGUUAGCUGAAAUCACUAUUUCACCAAUUAUAAGGUACACACCAUCGGAAACAGACGAGCCUGUAUUAAACGUUGCAUCUGUCUACUCUGUCCAAGCUUUUUUGCUGUAUACGUUUUGGCCACCGUUAACUUCCUCAUUAAGUGCAGACACAUCCUGGAAUACUAUCGGUACUGCAAUGUUCCAAGCAAUAAGAGUAGGUUUAAAUUGUGCUGACUUUUCCAAGGAAUACACGACAGCGAAUUUUGAAUUAAUAAAUGAACAAUUGCGUACGUGGGUAUGCUGCAAUAUUGUCUCACAAUUUAUUGCCUCAUCUUUUGGCUUCCCAUCCUACACGUCCUUUGACAAUUCCAUUUUGAAUUCCACAUCUCUGUUAUUCAAUCAGAUGAAGGGAACAAACAUACCAUUGCCUUUGAAGCAGCUAACACAGAUUGCACGUUUUGAAAAUCAAGUUAUAAACACCAUAAGUAACAAUGGCACCAACGUCGUUGGUGUAGCUGACCGAGAAACUGUUCACCCACUAAUUCAGGUCUUAAAUCAGCAGCUUGUUCACUUGGAUUUAUCGUUAAGGGAAUCCAAUAUCGAUGAUAUAAGGAAGUUUUCGUUAUUAGUUGCAAAGACACAUUUAUUGACAUAUUAUUUCAACGAUCCAUUUUUGUCGGAAGUGGGAUCCAAAGAUGGUAACCAUAAUCUCAUGCAAUUAUCAAAUAAAACAGAAGCUUUAUUUGAGACCAAAAAAGGACUAGUGAAAGCAUACAAUGCAGCAAUUGAGUUUUUAAGUCAUGCUCAUAGUAUGUGGAAAUCGAAUCCCACAAUAAUCAAAUAUCUUCCUGGUGUUUUUGUUCUUAAUAUUUGGCAGUCAGCCUGCAUCAUAAGUAAACUAGCAAAUUCGUCACUAGCCCCUAUGCUUGAUGUUGCAUACGGGAAAAAAGCAUAUCAGAAUGCAGUCUUGUUAACAUUUAAUGCCUCUGUUUUGAAACACGAUAUGGCUUAUCGGUCGUCGGGUAUAAUGAGAAGCAUAUGGUCAUUGUACGCUAACAUGUAUGAAUCUUGGAAAAAGGAACAGAGAAAAAAAGAAAACAGUUUUGUAGAAGAAUUCACAAAUUUCAAUCUAGGUAUAACAGUAAGAUCUAGAAUGGCUGUUAGUGUUUUUUUUGAUUGCUUGUAUAUAUUAAAAGAAAAAUCUGGUAUGGCUAAGCUUGAAAGAGAAUCUAAAAGGUCUCAUAUUUCCGGAGAGAAUGAUGAAAAGAAUGACGAAGAUGAUGAAUCUGAUUCUGGUAUUGAAAAAGGUACAUCUAAGGAUGCUAAGAAUAAUGAUAUAAAGCUAUCGCAUGUUAAGAACCCUGAAAUGAAAGCAAGAAGAAUUAUAGAAACUAUACCACUAGAUCCAAAUCCUAUUAACGUUUCUACUGGAAGCAGUAAUGGUAGUCUCACAAAUACACCAAAUAGUAGCACUUAUGAUAAUCAAUCUGUCCACGCAAACACGAAUAAUAAGAUGUCACCAGAAUCUUACAAUAGAGGAAAUGGAACAUUUAAUCAAUACAUUCGGCCAAAUUCAGAUGUUCUUAGAAAAAAAGAAAUCUCUAAAUCCUUAAUUAGACCACCAGAGACAUCAAUGUUUGAUAUUGUAAGAAACCAAAAACCUAAAAUAACCAGCGAUUAUAGAAAUGCAACAUCUGGAGAGUUUAGUGAACGUCAAUUGCAAAACGGAAAAUCCACAGCUCAAUCUCCAAUACUGAACGACAACCUUGGUAUUAAAUCUAGCAAUGACUUGACCAACCAACAAUUCAUAAUACCAUUCUCGGAUGAUCAUAUCAAUACAACCCCCACAAAUGAUUCACCUAACUCAAUUAUGGCUAAUUGGGAUAACUGGGAGUCAGAUGUUGUUUGGAAAGAUGUUGAUAUUUUAAUGAAUGAAUUUGCAUUCAAUCCCACACUUUAG